CUUGCUUAUCAACUCGCCAUUGCCGGCAUUCAGUCCCAGAAUACAAAAAAAUGCGAAUAGUCAAAUUCCAAACCUGAUACAGCGGAGCCAUUCAUAUUUGAAUUGAAAAACGGUAAUCUUCGCCCCGAAGAGAACCAGAACCACAAGACUUAAAAUCACGCUGUUUAUAGCCGCACAGGACCGGAGAGAGGUUAACAGGAACGACUUCUCAGGAGGCAUUGAAAUCGGCAGUAUGACCAUCCGUUCAGCCGAAGAAGAUCCCCGGCGUCUCCUCGAGGAGUUCAACCUUACUGACAACGCGGCGACUCUGGGAUCGUGUUUCCCCUGGCUAUUCGAGCAGGCCGCACACGCCCACUUUGACCGGACGGCCGUCAUCUGCGGGGAUGCGCAAUUGACAUAUGGUACGCUCAAUGGUCGUGCAAAUAUUAUAGCGCAGAUUCUGGUCAACCGAAACAUCGGUUCUGGCGAUGUUGUCGGUGUCGCGCUGGACCGGUCGGUCGACCUCCUCGUCGUGCUGCUAGCGGUCAUGAAGUCUGGUGCGGCCUAUGUGCCUAUUGAUCCGGCCUUGCCUGCACAGCGCAUUCUCCAGAUGAUGAAUGAUACGGCUCCCAAGGUGGUUCUGACGGACCACAGCGUGCUUGAUACCCUGUCAUUAUGGAAUGGGCCACAACUGAGCAUAGAAGAACUGCGAGUUGAAAUGAGCUUAAACCCGGCCAACACCCCAAACAUCCGUCGGGACAUCCAACCCGAAGAUCUUGCCUAUGUCAUCUAUACGUCCGGGUCGACAGGGAAACCCAAGGGCGUAGAAAUCAGCCAUGGGGCCGUGGCCAACUUCGUCUUGUCGAUGCAAGUUGUCCCUGGAUGCAACAAACACGAUCGAAUUCUGGCGGUGAGCACCAUUUCCUUCGACAUGACCCUUUGGGACCUAUACGCCCCCUUGGCUUGUGGUGCGUGCACCGUCAUAGCCCAGACCCACGAGCAGAAAGACGCGGAAGCGCUGAUUGAGCUGAUCCGGGAAAAUGGCAUUACGAGCAUGCUCGCUACCCCGGCCACCUGGCAGAUGUUGUUCCACGCCGGCUGGCAAGGCCAGCCGCGCCUGAAAACGAUCAAAACCGGGGGGGAAAGCUUAUCCCAACAUCUGUCCGAGCGGUUACUCGCCGCGGCCGAAAAGGUGUACAACGGCUAUGGUCCCACCGAGGCCACUGGGUGUGUUAGCCUCUGGCCGGUGCAGGCAGGGGAAGAGGUGCUCAUUGGCACACCAAUUGCCAACACGAAGCUCUACGUGCUAGAUGCCGACCUGUCCCCCAUGCCGCUUGGCUGCGCUGGAGAGCUGUAUAUUGGCGGGGCCGGAGUCGCUUGUGGCUACCGCAACAAUCCAGAGCUGACCCGGUCACGGUUUUUGGCAAACCCCUUCCAUGAGGGGCUCAUGUACCGCACCGGCGAUUUGGCGUGCUUAGUGACGCCAAAGAAGCUGAAGUUUCUCGGCCGCGCAGACAGCCAGGUCAAGAUUCGGGGCCAGAGGCUCGAACUGGGGGAAGUCGAGGCGGCGAUCACCAGCCAUGGAGACGUCGCCCAUGCCAUCGUGAUCAAUCGUGAGGGACAGUUAGCCGCGUACUGCGUGCGGGACCUGCACAGGGCAGUGGAAAUCGACCCGGCCAAGGUAUCACUAAGCAGCAUCCUGCGUCCAUGGCUGGUCGAGCGUCUGCCGGCCUAUAUGGUACCGUCGUUCAUCAUGGAAGUGGAUCACAUUCCGCUGACGUUGAACGGUAAAGUCGACCACAAGUCCCUGCCAGCUCCCAUGGCAGAGACGACGACCACGAAUCAGCCGGCUACGGAACUGGAGCGCGACAUCGCGGCUAUCUGGUCCACGGUUCUGGGCCAUGACCAUAUUGGGCGGGACGACAACUUUUUCCAAAUCGGGGGAGACUCGGUGCGACUGGUACGUAUGCAGGCGGACUUGAAGAAGCUGCUAGGCCGCUCUGUGCCGAUUACUGUGCUGUUUCAGCAAUACACCAUCAAGUCAUUGGCCGGGUAUCUGAUGGAUAUGGACCGGCCCAUACCGGCAGACGAGUCCAUUCAUCAGCCUAACCCCAAGCCGCAUCAUGUCGACUCCGAUGACAUUGCUGUUGUAUCCAUGGCAUGCCGACUGCCCGGCGGCAUUGAGACACCCGAGGCAUUCUGGGAACUUCUCGAGCGCGGUGGAGAUGCUACCACAGAUGUACCUCCGGAACGCUGGGAUGCUGACGCCCUCUAUGAUCCAGAUCCAGAUGCGCCGGGCAAGUCUUACUGUCGCCGGGGGGGCUUUGUCCCCUCAUUUGGUGCGUUUGACACAAAAUUUUUCCACCUCUUGCCCAAUGAGGCUCGCGCGCUUGAUCCUGCCCAGUAUAUUAUGCUGGAGACUAGCUGGGAAGCAUUCGAGCGUGCUGGCUACAGGACUCAGCAGCUCCGGGGCAGCUCAACGGGAGUGUUUAUCGGUGUCAACAACACUGUCGCCCAUGGAAGCCCGUCCACCCAUGCGCACGGGCUGGCGGACCUGCAGGGCUAUACAGGCACGGGCACAGCAGGGGGGACGAUGUCCGGUCGUGUUUCAUAUGUCCUUGGCCUUGAAGGUCCGUCGCUCACAAUUGACACGGCAUGCUCCUCCUCCUUGGUGGCCACCCAUCUCGCCUGUACCGCGCUGCGGCAGGGCGAAUGCGACAUGGCUGUGACCGGUGCCGUGACUCAUUUGCCCGCGCCAGGACUACAUGUGGAGUUCAGCCGGUUGCGCGGCGUGGCCCCUGAUGGCCGUUGUCGGGCCUUUGCGGCUGAUGCGCAAGGAAUCGGGAUUGCUGAAGGGGCGGCCGUUGUGGUGCUUAAACGCCUGUCCGACGCCCGCCGAGAUGGUGACACCAUCUAUGGUGUACUGCGCGGCUCUGCCGUCAACCAUGGCGGACAAGGUGCUGCCGGCCUAACCGUGCCCAGUGGUGCUGCCCAGGAGCGGGUGAUUCGUGCAGCGCUGGCGUCUUCAAGGCUCCUUCCAGACGAUAUCGACUACAUCGAGGCGCAUGGCACCGGCACCAGACUCGGCGACCCCAUUGAAGGAAUGGCGCUGACGGAGGUGUUUGGCGGGAGCCGAUCUAACACAUCUCAGUCGCUGUGGAUCGGUUCGUCCAAGACCAAUGUUGGCCACACUCAGGCCGCUGCCGGGUUGGUCGGCCUCAUAAAGGUCCUGCUCGCCUUGCGGUAUAACACAUUGCCACCCACACUGCACAUCACUCAGCCGACACCAGCUAUUGAUUGGCACAGGGCCAACAUGGCGCCGGUGCAAACAAAACAACACUGGUUGGCGGGGGGCGAGCGCCCACGCCGCGCUGGAGUCAGUUCAUUUGGAAUUGGGGGCACAAACGCCCAUGUGAUUGUUGAAGAACCACCUCGGUGUAGUGUCAGCACAGAGUCGACACUAUACGUUCCACUGCCGCAUCCCGUGCCAUUCCUGCUGUCAAGCCCAGUGGAGGCGGGCCUCCAACCACAAGCCGACAAGCUGCAUAUGUACCUCAGCCAGUCCAUGUCCAAGGGUGACCCGGGCAAUAUCGCGUACUCACUGGCAACCACGCGCAACCACUUCCCCCAACGCAUUGUGCUACUGGCCCAGGACACUACAGAUUUAGUGGCUCAGCUGGUGGAUUUACCCAGGAAGGCUAUUGUAAGCCCAAGGGGCUCAAGUCCAGAACCGCGUCUCGCCAUGCUUUUUGCCGGCCAGGGAAGCCAGCAACUGGGGAGGGGGAAGACCCUCGCGAAACACUACCGGGUAUUCCGGGAGACGCUUGAGGAGAUUGCUACUCAAUUUUAUGGGAUUUUGCAGGAACCACUUUUGGAUGUCAUGCAUGCGGCGGCAGACAGUGCAUUGGCUGCGCUGCUGCAGCGCAGUGACUACGCCCAACCGGCGCUCUUCGCCCUCGAAGUCGCUCUCUGGCGGCUGUGGCAGAGCUGGGGAGUACAGCCCGACAUGGUCCUGGGUCAUAGCAUCGGCGAGCUGACGGCGGCGCAUAUUGCGGGAGUCAUGGACCUCCCCGACGCCUGCCGGCUUGUGGCGGCGCGUGGUCGCUUGAUGGAGACCCUCCCUUGCCACGGAGGAAUGGCCUCUUUAGAAGCCAGCGCCAGCGAAGUAUCUCUGGCAAUCACAACGCUCGACCUUGGCGGCCAAGUGGGUAUUGCGGCAUAUAAUACGCCCAGCCAGACUGUUAUCUCCGGGGACCGGGAUGCUCUGGACAUCCUCAUAGCUUAUUUUUCGGGUCAGGACCGGCAAUCUAAGACGUUGCCUGUGUCUCGCGCAUUUCAUUCCCACCACAUCGACGGGAUGCUGACGGCUUACCAGGCGGUGGUGCAGAGCGUGCAGUUGAACGCACCCUCGCUGCCAAUAGUGAGCACCCUCACGGGCCGGCGAGUAGAACCCUGUGAGCUCCAGCAGCCGACCUACUGGGUCCGGCAGGCACGUGAGGCGGUCCGCUACAGCGACGGGAUUCAAGCGUUGGCAGACCAUGGCAUGAAUGUGUUCCUCGAGCUGGGGCCUCAGUCAGUACUAUGUGGCAUGGGUGCAGCCGUGCUCGAUGGCUCAGAGAACAGGACGACAUGGCUACCAUCUCUCGCACCAAACAAGGAUGAGGUGGUCGCCAUCCAGGAAAUCUUGGCACGGCUCCAUGUUCAGCAUGUCCCAGUUAACUGGCAAGGUUACUUUCAGCCCUUUGGCUGCCGUCGUCUGGAGCUGCCAACCUACGCGUUUCAGCGGGAGCGUGUCCACUCAGGCACCAAGGAGAGAGACCAUGGGAAACGUGAAGCGCGUCCUCAGGCAAGUGCCUUCUAUGACAAGGUAUUCCAGAUUGACUGGCGGCCAUUUGCUAUUCAGCAUGUUCAGCCCCGUGGAAUUUGGGGCCUGCAAUGCUCUUCUGGCUACGUGAAGUGGGCGGAAGCAGUCAGAGCAGCCCUUUUUCAGGGCGGCAUACAAUGCAUUUUGUUACCUAGUCUCAGUCUCCAGGGAACGAAGACGCUGGAUGGCGUAUUGUGCUUGUGGGAUUCCCAUGGGGAUGUGAUUUCACAGGUGCACGAGUUCGCUGCACAAGGGCUGACGCAGCUCAAAGAGGCCGCCAACACACGACCCUCCUUGCCACUGGUCUGGCUUACUUCACAGGCGGUAGGCACAGCCCGCGACGACCAGCCCCUGGCCCUGGGAGCUGGGCUGUUGUGGGGCCUAAUGCGCACGGCCCGAAAUGAGCAUCCUGAGCGAUCUCUGCGCCUGAUUGAUCUAGGUCGGGACGACCAGAACAGAGUCGACGCCAGUGGACUUGCGCCAUUGCUCAUGCUCCACACUGAGCCAGAAUGUGCGCUUCGCCAGGGGAUGGUGCUGGUGCCCCGGAUGCAGCGCAUGGAGCUCGAAUUCGGGGAUGCGACCCAGACUCUCCUCCGGUCCGACGGCGCCGUCCUCAUUACCGGUGGCCUGAGUGGGCUAGGCGCGCGCAUCGCCGAAUGGCUAGCAAGCACGCACGGCAUUCGCGAUCUGGUGCUGACCUCGCGCCGUGGGAUGGACACGCCGGGGGCAGCCACAUUGGUAAGGAGGCUGGCGCAUCUAGGCACGAAGACGACUGUGGUUUCUGGCGACACCACCGAUCCUAGCCAUCUCAACUCCCUCCUAAGCAUGUUCUCCCACGCGCGGCCGCUGCGUGGUGUAGUUCAUGCUGCGGGUGUGCGAGAUACAAGCAUGCUGGGGACCUCAACGCCACAACGGUGUGUCGGAGCUUUGGCGCCCAAGGUAAUUGGCGCGUGGUAUCUACAUCAGUUCACUCGGACGCGAAACGACUUAGACCUCUUUGUCGUGGUGUCCUCCUUCUGGGGCGUGAUGGGCACAUCGGGUCAUGCUACAGAUGCUGCGGCGAACGCGGUUCUUGAUUCUCUCGUUUAUACGCGCCAAUCACAGGGGCUGCCCGCGGUCUGCGUGGCCUACGGACCUUUACCAGACAUUAACAUACCACCGGGACUUCUCCCCACAAUACGUGAUCAGCUCCAGCAAAUGGGUAUCAAGACGCUCACGCCAGAUGAUACAAUCAGCCUGUUCGAGCUGGCUGCCCGUCGAAGCCACGGGGUCACCGUAGCAGCAGCACUCGACUUGCAUCAGUUGCAGAGCUACAGCAGCCAGCGAGGGGGUAUACCAGCUUUACUUCGCUUACUCCUAGACCGGGAUACACCACAGAAGCACCAGGGCCCCGCUCUGUACGAUGUGCUUCGCAGAACGGCCCCAGACCAACGCAGAGAGAUUUUGCUGCGCACAAUUCAAGAAGCCGUGGCCACAACACUGGGCUUUUCUCAGCCUGACGAAGUUGAUAUCCACCGGUCCUUGCCAGACAUGGGGAUUGACUCACUGGGGGCCCUGUUGGUCCGGAAUCAACUAGCGGGGCUCCUUGGUCAGGCACUGCCAGCCAACAUUGUCUUCAUUCACCCGAGUCUGGACGAGCUUAGCCGGUAUCUGCUGCCCCAGUUGGUAGACAGCAACAGGGACGCAUCCAGCGUGGCCGAGCCGGACAUGGCGAGUGCCUCGACAGCAGCAGACGUCUCUGGCCUCAACUUGAUGGCGAUCCGCAAAGGCUGUGUGGACUCAAGCUUCACAUUUGACAAUGCGCUGCCAAAGCCCACACCUCAGUCAGUGUUUGUGACGGGUGCGACGGAGUUUGUCGGCGCGUUCCUCGUCCACGAACUGCUCGAUCAGGGAAAGGUCACCUAUUGUCUUGUACAUGCCCACAGCAUUGACCAUGCGCGGCAGCAGAUCGUGAGCUGGCUGCAAGACUAUAAUCUGUGGAAGAUCGGCUACGCAGAGCUCCUCCGGCCCCUUGUUGGCGACGUGUGCCAGGUUCGGCUGGGUUUGGAUGAAAGCGUGUUCGACGAUUUAGCGCACCGUGUCGACACCAUCUACCAUGCAAGCUGCUUGGUGGACUGGAUGCGUCCGCUGGACGACUAUAUUGGUCCCAAUGUCACCAGCACUCACGAGGUGCUGCGGCUGGCGUCCACGAGCCAUGCUAAGACCAUUCACUACCUCUCUACCAGUGCCACUCUGCCCUACCAUCUGGGAUACGACAUCCCAGAGGACGCUCUCACGUACGGCUAUGCCAUGUCUAAGUUGAUGGCGGAGCGAAUGGUCAUCGCCGCACGCUGCCGCGGCGCCCAAGCAUUCAUCUACCGUCUACCCUUUAUCACCGCAUCCGCCACGAGCGGCCACUUCCAGCUCAACAACAGAGACUUCCUGCACAACCUCAUCAGUGGGAGUUUAGAAAUGGGCUGUUUCCCAUCCUUGGAUGCCGACUUAUCCCUCGUCUUUCCCGUCGACUAUGUGUGCCGGACUAUCAUCACACUUGCCCAUACAACACCGGGAUCCACUCAUAUCCGCUACGACUACGACUUCAAGAAUCCACAGGCCCAGAGUUUCGACCACUACUUCAAUCUCCUCGCGACCGUCGGCAAGGAUCUGGAGUCCCUUGCUUUUUCUACCUGGCGACAACGGGCCCUCGCUUAUGCGGCCGCGAAACCAGCUAGCUCACUAACUUCGAUCGCAGACAUCCUCAAAAACAGCACGGAGGAGGCGGUGGUAAAAAUGUUCCAAUGCCCACCGAUUGUCACACCAUUUCUUGGUGGCGAGGAGUUUCCCGUCCCAUCGGUCAACGAUCAGUCAGUACGAAAGUACCUACACCGGAUGGAUCUGACCCUCUGAGGAGGAGCCAUAUCUGAGUGCUUCGAAAUAAUCUCGACGCUCCAUGGAGUGUGGUUGUUUUACAGUCCCCUGGGAUGAUAAAAAUCGACUGAUGGGGUUUACCUUCGGCCGAUGGAAGUGA
This is a messenger RNA of Aspergillus candidus, 7850 nucleotides long. RefSeq names its product polyketide synthase. Gene Ontology annotation, molecular function: fatty acid synthase activity; phosphopantetheine binding. Gene Ontology annotation, biological process: DIM/DIP cell wall layer assembly; fatty acid biosynthetic process. Lineage: Eukaryota; Fungi; Ascomycota; Eurotiomycetes; Eurotiales; Aspergillaceae. The coding region runs from base 233 to 7729 and encodes 2498 amino acids. The transcript has 2 exons. The record is from RefSeq and is a predicted model, not a curated record. Gene Ontology annotation, cellular component: cytoplasm; plasma membrane.